This is a messenger RNA of Camellia sinensis, 2462 nucleotides long. The record is from RefSeq and is a predicted model, not a curated record. NCBI's taxonomy places the organism in Eukaryota, Viridiplantae, Streptophyta, Magnoliopsida, Ericales, Theaceae.
UUUUUUUCCCCUCAUACUCUCCCCCAUUUUGCUCCAUCACCUCUCUCUCCCUCUCUCGCCGUGUGUUCUCACACGGCAGGCAAUCCACCAUCGUUCUCGUCCUUCAACCAGCCACCUUGACGACGACGAAAACCAGAGUCACCGAUACAUUUCCCGGUAUGAAAAUACCAUGGAAAGUGGUGCCUUACAUCGUUUUAUUCUUGUUUUGUCAUAGCAUUCAUAUAUGUAAUGGUCAAAAGGCUAAUGACUACGAGUUCGGCGCCGGUGGUGGUGGUGGUGGCGGUGGCAGUGGCGGUGGUGACACUCCUGCCGUUGCUGCUCCGCCUCCAGCUCAAGAUACCUGCGACGGGAUCUACAUUGGGUACACGUUCACGUCUCGCGAGAAGGAAUACCCUUUUGUGAAGAACGCUACAGCGCAAGCGUGGGCAUUUAAGUCUCAAUUGAUGGUUUUGAAUGCUGGUGUGGAUGAGCUCAUGGCGUGGAAGGUGUAUGUUGGGUUUCAAUAUGAUGAGAUCUUGGUGUCCGCGGAUGGUGCGGUGGUUAUGGAUGCCGAGGACCUUCCGGCUCGGGUUGGAAAGAACGGGACCACCCUUGCCGGGUACCCGAUGACCGAUUUGAAGACGGCGAUUGAGACUGCCGGGGAUUCUACGCAGAUUCAAACCACGGUGGAGCUGACCGGUACACAAUUCGGACUGAAGAAGGGAACUCCGAUGCCCAAGACUAUUCGGCUUGUCAAUGACGGAUAUAAGUGUCCUAAACCAACUAAACACACAACGACAAUGCACGUAUGCUGCAAAAAAGAUCCAAAAUUCAAGAAGAAGAAGGAAGUGAAAACAAAAUUCUUGCCCCGUCAAUUCGGCGACCUCUCCCUCACCUACGACGUCCUCCAGGUGUUCGAAGGCAACUACCUGGCGCAAGUCACGAUAGACAACUUCCACCCGCUCGGCCGCCUCGACCACUGGAACUUGACAUGGGAAUGGAUGAAAGGAGAAUUCAUUUUUAACAUGAGAGGUGCUUAUACUCGCAAGAAGGACCCAGCCGAGUGUAUUUAUGGACCUCAGGGACAGUACUAUCAAGGCAUGGAUUUCACUCCUGUGAUGAACUGUCAAAGGAGGCCUAUCAUCUCUGAUCUUCCUAGGGAGAAAGUUAAUGAUGAGAAAGUUGGGAAGUUGCCCUUUUGUUGCAAGAAUGGAACUAUCUUGCCCACCACCAUGAAUGAGACCGAGUCCAGGUCCAUCUUUCAGUUGCAGGUAUAUAAACUGCCUCCGGACAUGAACCGAACUGCCCUAACUCCACCGCAGCGAUGGAAGAUCAACGGCAUUCUCAACCCACAAUACAAAUGCGGCCCUCCAAUCAGAAUAGACUCGAGUGAAUUUCCCGACUCGAGUGGCCUCGCCGCCACCAGCUCCGCUGUAGCUAGCUGGCAAGUAACUUGCAACAUAACCCGACCAAAACCAAAACAAGCCCGGUGCUGUGUCUCGUUCUCUGCGUACUACGCCGACGCUGUCAUCCCCUGCAACACCUGCGCUUGUGGCUGUGAUGAUGACACAAAAUGCAACCCUAACGCCCGACCUCUUGCUAUCCCACCCGAGGCUCUGCUUGUUCCCUUUGCCAACCGAACCACAAAAGCGAAAGCUUGGGCGGCAAUUAAACAUCUCCACCUGCCCAAAACGCUGCCCUGUCCGGACAACUGUGGUGUCAGCAUUAACUGGCAUGUGGAUACCGAUUACAAGAGCGGGUGGACUGCCCGAAUGACACUUUUUAACUGGCUGGAGACCCCGUUUGAGGAUUGGUUCGCGGCUAUCCAGAUGAAGAGAGCUUACCGUGGGUACGAAAAUGUAUAUUCUUUCAACGGCACCAAACUGCCCGAGCUCAACAACACAGUGUUUUUCCAAGGAUUGAAGGGUUUGAAUUAUUUGGUUGGAGAGACAAAUGGGACUACUCUGAAUGGCCCGAGAGUACCUGGAAAACAGCAGUCGGUGAUUUCGUUUUUAAAGAAACAUACACCCGGGAUUAACGUGGCACGUGGUGACGGAUUUCCAACUAGAGUAGUAUUUAACGGGGAAGAAUGCGCACUUCCACCAGAGUUUCCUAAGCAAAGUGGGGCACACAGGGCAAACGUUGGCUUCCUGCCUGCUAUUUUUAUCACGAUUAUCACUUUUCUACUCAUUACAAAUCGGUUGGAGUUUUUGGAUUGGUAGCUUUUAUGAGAGAUCAUUUUGUUGAAUGUGUGCUUUUUUUGGGGGGGGUGAAGCGAAAAUGGGGGCAAUGGAGGCAAAUGUUGAAGGAGAACAAAACAAGAGAGAACCAUCAUUGGAAGACUGAUGUUUUUGAAGAGGAAAAUUGUUAAACCAUGUCGAGAGAGACACACACUGCCAUUGAUUGUAUGGGAUUUCUACAUUUACUAUCAGUUAUUUUUAUAUACAAAAAAUGAACAUGAACUUUGUUUCAUGAAUUGCAGA